UGGCUGCAGGAAGCAGGAAGUGACAGCAGCUUCUGCUCUACGGGCUCCUGAAACCGGAAGCGUUAACGGGGAAAAAAAGUUGUAAACAAACCCACCGGGUGUGCUUAUUCCGGUACGGGAUACGACUGUCAGACAGCAACCGCAGGCGGCCCCGGGUUCCUGGUGGAGUGAAGACCCUGGGGAGGAGAAGUCCCGGAAGUAGAGGAAACCUCUGUGGUAUUCAUUAAUCCAGACCCACUGAUGCCAUGAUACCUCAAGGAUCCUAAUGCCCUGCACGGUGUCUGUGAUGGACGGGGGGGGGAGAUACCCACAACUUGAGUCGCAACACGGAGCCAGCGGAAUGUGCUCGGCUGCUGCCAUGCAAUACCAGCCCACCUUGUCUGAUGUGGAGACCCCGGUGCUGGCUGGUACCCAGUGGACACAUUACUCAUAUUCACCUGCUCAUUGCUUGCCCCAUGCUCCUAUCACCAGCUCAGAUCCAUUACAUUAUAAUGGUCAGACAGAAUAUUACAGCAGGAACUAUUCCGCCCCGUUCUCUAACUACUUCUCUGACAGCCAGGCCUACGUUCAGGACCCUCCCCCAUAUUUUAAUGAGUUAUCCAACCACUCCAUCCUCUCUUCCCCGGAUUCUUUAUCUGACAUUAAGGACACUCAGGACUUUCUGCCGAUUGACAGUCUCAGCAAUGUACCGACAAUAUGGGAUAUCAUGCCACAAGACACCAGCACUACAUCGCUUCUUUCCUCCAGUCGCCCCUUUCUGGGCCUGGACAAGUUUGAGGACCUGCAAGCCAUAAUUAAUACUCCAUCAGUGCAGCAACGGUCGUCAAAUCCUGUAGUAGAAGAAGAGGAGGAUGACGAUGAAGAUGCUGAGGAGCUGGGGCACACUGAGACCUACGCAGAUUAUAUGCCUUCUAAAUCCAAACUAGGUAUCCAGCACCCCGACCGCGUAGUGGAGACCAGCACCCUCUCCAGCGUCCCUCCUCCAGACAUUACCUACACUCUUUCCCUUCCCAGUUCUAUUGUCGAGAAAGCGCUAUUGUCUGCUUUACAGCUUGAAGCCAUAGUAUACGCUUGUCAGCAACAUGAAGUGGUCCUUCCCGGUGGCCAACGAGCGGGAUUUCUCAUUGGAGAUGGAGCUGGCGUGGGAAAGGGACGGACUGUUUCUGGGAUCAUAUUAGAAAACUUCUUUAAGGGCAGGAAAAAAGCUCUUUGGUUUAGUGUAUCCAAUGACUUGCGGUGUGAUGCAGAGCGCGACUUGAGAGACAUUGAGGCCAGUUGUGUUCCAGUGCACGCUCUUAGUAAGAUAAAAUACGGAGACACAUCUGCAUCUGAAGGUGUACUAUUUGCAACCUAUUCAGCACUUAUUGGAGAGAGUCAAGCUGGAGGUCAACAUCGGACUCGAAUUCGACAGAUUAUAGACUGGUGUGGAGAGAACUUUGACGGAGUUAUUGUGUUUGAUGAAUGUCACAAAGCUAAGAAUGCCUCAUGUACUAAAAUGGGCCGUGCAGUUUUAGAGCUACAGAACAAUUUGCCUUUGGCACGUGUUGUGUAUGCCAGUGCCACUGGUGCAUCCGAGCCCAAGAACAUGAUCUAUAUGAGUCGGCUGGGUAUCUGGGGAGAGGGCACAUCUUUCAGCACUUUUGAUGAGUUCUUGCACGCAAUUGAAAAGAGGGGUGUAGGAGCCAUGGAGAUUGUUGCCAUGGAUAUGAAGUUGAGUGGUAUGUACAUCGCACGGCAGCUCAGUUUCACCGGUGUCAAUUUCAGAAUUGAGGAAAUUCCCCUGGAUGAGUCUUUCAAACAGAUGUACAACAGAGCGGCACAACUGUGGGCAGAAGCACUGACUGUUUUUCAGACAACAGCUGACUGGAUUGGGUUGGAAUCUCGAAAGUCUCUGUGGGGUCAGUUCUGGUCAGCACACCAACGAUUCUUUAAGUAUUUAUGUAUUGCUGCCAAAGUACAGCGUCUGGUUGCUUUGGCUAAGCAGGAACUGUCCAAGGGCAAGUGUGUCGUUAUUGGUUUGCAGUCUACUGGGGAAGCUCGGACACGAGAAGUUAUGGAUGAAAAUGAUGGUCAUCUUGACCGCUUUGUGUCAGCUGCUGAAGGAGUGUUCAAGUCCCUGAUCUUGAAACAUUUCCCAUCAAGCAAACGGAAACGUGAGAAAAACUUGCUAAAAAGGAAAAAACGUGGGAAACAGCGUAGUGGAAAGCUCUCGCGUGGAGAUUUUGUGGGGUUAAUCCGAAACAGUGAGGAGAGUAGUUCGGACUCUGAAGGUGUGCUGGAUAGCGAUUUCAACUCUUCUCCUGAAUCCUCACAGGACAAUGAUGAUGUCAUAUUUGUCGAACACACAUUUAAUGGACUCAUAGUGCCUGAUCGUGGUCCAGAACAAGUGGAACAAAUGAAGAUGGAUUUGUUGGCCAAGGUCAAAGAAUUAGGCAAGGUGUUACCUCUAAAUACAUUGGAUGUACUUAUAGACCAACUUGGGGGUCCAGACAAAGUGGCAGAAAUGACCGGUAGGAAAGGACGAGUGGUCCGUCGCCUUGAUGGUGUGGGGUUUGAAUCUCGAGCUGAGCAGAACCUAUCAAUAGAUAAUGUAAACUUGCGGGAGAAGGAGCGUUUUAUGAAUGGCACAAAACUUGUGGCGAUUAUAUCAGAAGCAUCGAGUUCAGGGAUUUCCCUACAAGCUGACCGUCGAGUGAAAAACCAACGGCGACGAGUGCAUAUGACACUGGAACUACCGUGGAGUGCUGACAGAGCCAUCCAACAGUUUGGUCGCACACACAGGUCUAACCAAGUCUCUGCCCCGGAGUAUGUUUUCCUUAUAUCCGAACUAGCAGGAGAGAGGAGAUUUGCUUCUAUUGUGGCAAAGAGACUGGAAAGCCUGGGUGCCCUUACUCAUGGGGACAGAAGAGCUACAGAAUCAAGAGAUCUCAGCAAGUAUAAUUUUGAGAACAAGUAUGGGUCAAGAUCACUGGAUCAAAUCUUAUCUGCGAUUCUGAACCAAACACAAAAGGAUGUUCCUCCCCCACAAGGGUACCCCGGAGGUCCUGCAACUUUCUUUCAGGAUAUAAAGCAAGGUUUGCUGUCAGUGGGGAUUUGCUGCAGAGAGACAAAGUACAAUGUUGUCGUUGACAAAGAGUGUUCUGUGACAAAGUUUCUGAAUCGGAUGCUGGGUCUAGAAGUCCACAAGCAGAACAGCCUAUUUCAGUUUUUCACGGAUACAUUUGAAUUUCUUAUUGAGAAAGAUAAGAAGGAUGGGAAAUAUGAUAUGGGCAUUCUAGACCUAGCUCCUGGAGUGGAUGAGAUAUAUCAGGAAAGUAAGCAAACUUACUUGACUCCAGGACAUCCUCAGGAUGGACAAGUUGUAUUUUACAAGAUCAGCGUGGAUCGUGGCAUGAGUUGGGAGGCAGCUGUGGAAAAAUCGGAACAUCUUCAAGGUCCAAAUGAAGGCUUCUACCAGUCAUAUAAGGUACGAGGCGACAUGUACUCAGCAGUCUUGGCUGAGCAUAAACAAGGGAAGUAUUUUAACCUGUACAAACCCAACAUUGGCAAACAGUGCCAAUCAGAAACGCUGGACAGCUUGUUGAGCAAGUAUUAUAAGGUAUCUGCAGAGGAGGCUCAGCAGCACUGGGAGCGUCAGUAUGAAUUCUCUCUAAGCAACUGUUCCCAUACCAUGUGGAACGGGAAUUGCAAAACCGUGCAUCAAGGAAAGGACUGUGUACAGGGUCUACGCCUUCGACAUUAUUACAUGUUGUGUGGCUCUCUGCUCAGAGUCUGGAGUCGGAUGACGUCUGUGAUUUCUGACAUUACAAGCAGUAGCUACCUACAGAUUGUACGUUUAAAAACCAAGGAUAAACACAAGCAAGUGGGCAUAAAAAUUCCAGAGGUGUGUGUGUAUAAAGUCCAAGAGGAGCUCAGGCAAAUGCAUAUGAGCGUAAAACGCAGACAUGAGGAAUCUCGCCAGAAUGCCCAGCGUCAGUGUUUGACCCCUCUACCCUCUGCAUCCCUUCCUUUGGAUUUCUCUUUACCUUUAUUUCAGUCGGCCCCUUUUUUAGAAUCAGACAUUUUGGACUUGACUUGCAGUCCUCCGCCACCACACACACAGGAACAGCAUGGGUAUCCUUUUGAAGCUUUGGGGAGCAUCCUUUCCAAUGACUUUCUCCGCAGCGAGCCUGUUAAUGUCAAAGAGAUCAUAGAGGAGAUGCUUCAAAAAGCUAAAGAGCCAUCAUCUUCGGACCGCCAGAGUGUCAUCCAGUAUGGAGGGGAACAAAACUUCUGGGGUACAGGCUGACAACUAAAGGUGUCCCAGUGAUAUCAGACCAGCAGCUCUGCUCCUGAGCACUGCUGAGGCGGUUUUUGGGGAAGACAGUUUAGCAGAGUUUUGGUUUCACCAACCAGCUCCAUUACAAAACUGAGUACUUUACAGAAAUAUGAGAAGAGAUCGGAAAUCUCAUGCGCCAAAGCAAGCAGUACACCAUUCAUCGUUUUCAGAGGACCAAGUGUCAUGCUUAUUUUGACUUCCCAACAUAAUAAUUAACAAGUCCCCAUUCUUACUAACUGGCUGACACAUCAGGUGCUGUAAACUGCAGUCUGUCCCUAUUUUGUGGGACUUGAGCAGAAUUCACAUCUGGUGCACAACACUGUGUGUUUCUGUGCUCCUUAAUUUGAUCGGCUUAGGGUAGCCUCGAGAUCCGUGUUCCCGUGUACAUAGGUUCUUCUGUGUUCAUGAGCUGUCUUCUUGCAGCGCACAGCACUUUAUUGUCUCCUCUGCCGAGCUUUAUACACUGCUGGCUAAACAAGCCUUUUGCAGAGCAAUAGCAUGUGAUACCCGUAUACAGAGAAGUGGUGGGAAAAGACUGAUCUUUUAUUUGUUCUUUUAACCCUUGCUAAUCUUUGCACUAUUUGCUGCCCCAUGACCACCUCCCUGUGGAUAGAAGGGGCCUGGGUGUCUGCUCAGGGUAUGUUUGUAUAGAAAUAUUUAUAUCCAUAUCUGUAUGUCUCAGGCUGGGUACUGUUUGCCAGACAGAGGCAGACACUGUUUUAAGUUUUGAUGCCAAAGACCUUUAUUUCUCCUUUUUAUUACAUAUUUAAUUUUGUCACGUUGCAACUCUAGUGUUUUCCCAGUUCCCUGUUCAGAGAACUUUUUUUGGCUAUUCCAUCAGAAAUAUAAAAAGGGACGGCUGCAGCACUUCUAGUCGUUAGCAGAAUAGCACUCUGUAUAGACGAUGCAUUCAACACAAACAUACCUCCUAAUGCUCCCAAAAAA
Messenger RNA from Bufo bufo (common toad), 5263 nucleotides. RefSeq names its product strawberry notch homolog 2 (gene SBNO2). The record is from RefSeq and is a predicted model, not a curated record. The transcript is spliced from 32 exons. Gene Ontology annotation, biological process: regulation of DNA-templated transcription. Bases 266 to 4288 code for a protein of 1340 amino acids. Gene Ontology annotation, cellular component: nucleus. Lineage: Eukaryota; Metazoa; Chordata; Amphibia; Anura; Bufonidae. Gene Ontology annotation, molecular function: chromatin DNA binding; histone binding.